AUGGAUCUGACUGUCUAACUAAGUUAGAUGAAAUUUAUUAAAGGAAAUGACUUUCGCAAAAACUUGGUUGAUAAUGGACAUUUAGGACAAGGUAACAGUAGAGUUUAUAGUGUCUUAGUCAAUGGUAAAAUGUAUGCACUUAAAGUAAGAGAUUUCUUGUAUUAAGUAAGUCAUAAUCAAUUAAAGUAACAUUGAAAAUGAAAUAAAAAUCAUGCAAUAAUUGUCUCCAUCAGAAUAUGUUAUUAAUUUAAUAGAUUUUAUGAUAUUAGAAACAAUCUCGGCAGAUAAAUAUGCCUAAAGUUAAUAAUUUGCAUAUUUGUUAAUGGAAAAAGGAAAGCAAAAUUUAGAUUCAUAUAUAAAGGAUAGAAAGCAUUAUUUAGAGGUAGAGGAGUUGCAUAAAAUAUUGGAAUAACUAAUAAAUAUAUUUGAGUAUUUAUAACAAAAGAACAUUGCACAUAGAGAUAUAAAAUUAGAAAAUAUAUUGAUAAUGGAUCCUUUUUAAUUAAAAGCUUGUGAUGUCGGUUGUAGUUCAAAAAUUGAAACAAUUUAGACAAUAUGUGUUGUAGGUACAAAAUCAUAUUUGGCACCAGAAUUAUUGAAUGCAGAAACCUCGAAACUUAAGCAUAAUCCUUUCAAAAGUGAUGUUUAUUCUUUAGGUUUAUGCUUUUUAUAUUUAGUGACAUUAUAAUAAUGGAAUUUUAGGUAAAAAGUGAAUUCUUAAAUUGAAGAAGAAAUAAUAAUAGAUUAUAUGAGAUAUGUUUAACGUAUUACUGAAUCUGAUUAAAUAAUAUUGACCAUUUUAAAGAAAAUGUUAUAAAUCAAUCCUAAUAAUCGUCCUGAUUUCAUAGAGUUAAAGUCUCUUUUUUAAUAAUUAAAAGAAAAUUAGCCUUAAUAACUUGAACUUUCAAAAGGAAAUACAUUUGAAUCAUUUGAAUCUCCUAAAAAAGGAAUUUCAUAAUUUGAUUAUCUUUCUCCUGAUAUUAUAGGAAAUAGAGGUAGAAACACAGGAUCAAACUUUUAUUAAUAAGAGAGAUAGAAAUCAGCAAAAUAAAUUGCUGUUAAUUUAAGUAAUUAAAAGAAAUAGAAGUCAUCUACAAAUUUAUUAGUAGAUUCAAAUAGAAAGAGAUAAGCAUCGAAAUCUCCAAGAUAAUCUUCUCCAUCUAAUUUUUAAGCUAAGGAUAAUUAAUUUAGCAAUAAACCACCAUUUGCUAAUUCACUUAAAUUAACUUAAUCAACUAAGACAAGAUCAAUUAAAACACCUUCAUCUCCUAGUCAUAGUUCAUAAAAUUUAUAAUAAAGAUAGUAAUGGCAAUAAUCAAAAUUUUAUCAUUCAGUUGUAGAGUCUAAAAGAACACAUCCUGAAAGUUUUUCAUAGACUAUGCCAUCUAUUUAAAUGUUAGCUCCUGAAGAUCAUAAACCUUUAGAUGAUUUACUCUAUUGUAAUUAUAAUGAAAUUGCAGUACUUUAUUAGCAUCACAAUUAUAUUAGUUUAUAUUAAAAUAAUCAAAAUCAUCAUUAAACAAAAUGUGUUUUACCUCAUAAAUGUAAGAUUCUAAAUUUAAAACUUAAUAAUUAAACACCUGAAUUAAUAUUAUUAAAUUAAAAUGAUAUUUAAAUUCUUAUUUUAGAAAUUAUUGACGAUUCAAAUGAUAAUUCUAGUUAAAAAUGGUCAGAUAAUUUAAGUAAUAUGUAAUUUCCUUGCAUUACAUAGUUAGAAAUUAUUAUCCACAAUAAAAAUCCAUAGGUCAAUAAUAUUGUCUAAUUUUUAACAAAAAUCUAACACAUUCCUAAAGUUAGUUUGACUAUUGCCACAGAAAUUUCUGAAUAGGAUCAUAGAACAAUUAUGUGGAUAUUAAGUAAAUAUAAUUGUAUCUCUUUUGAAUUUAAGAUACCAAAAAUCAAAUUAAAUUACACUUAAACUUCUUAACUCUGGUCAUUUAAUUAAUCAUCUUUAGAAGAACUAAGUUUAGAUUAUGAAGAUUGCAGUUUAUAAUAAGCUUUUUCAUUAUUAGUUGCAUCCUUAAGAACUGUUGAUUUAAAAAAGUUUUAUUUCAAUUUAACUAAAUUACAAUCAAAAAAUACUGAAGUUAGUCUAUUUUUAGAAUAUUUAGGUUCUAAAUUAAGUUUAAAAGAUCUUGUUUUGAUUAUGGAUUAUAUAACUAAUUAUGAUAAGAUGGUUUAAGAAAAAUUAAAAAAUAAUAUUGGGAAAUUAAAAAAAUUAGAGAGACUACAAUUAUCUUUAGUAGGAAAUAAUAUUACCUUUGAUUUUUUAGAGAAAAUUUUUAAUCAAUUUGAAUAACUCACUUCUUUAAAAUUUAUUGUCUUACGCUUUGAUAGAAUAUUUGAAAAAGAAAAAAUAAAGGAAUUAAAAAAAUUGUUUCCAUUUAUAUCUUAAUUUACUUUAUAAUUUUAUGGAACAAAUACUACAUUAACAAUAAUAAUGCAUAAUAAUAAUGGUUUGUAAAAGUCUUAAGAUUAUGGUAUUACAAAAUGUAAUUAAGGAAAAUAAAUAAAAUUGAGUAAAAUGUAUUAUUGUAUCAAAUGUUCAAAAAUUCAUUCUUUUUUCCUUAAUCAUUUAUUUUAGAUUUGUAGCACAUGUGUAACAUAAUGUCAUUCUAAAUGUGAAAAUAAUCUUAAUAAUAGUAAUAAUGAGAUAACGACAUAUGGAUCUGAUUCUAUUGCUUAGAGUUAAAUAAUUGUGAAUGAAAUUAAAAAAAAUCAUACAUUUAUUUAAUCUUUUAAUUCACAUGAUUAUCGAUGUUAUUGUCAUUUAUUAGGAACAUGCACUCAAUAAAUACCAAAUAGAGAUAGAAAUAAAAAUUAAAUUCAAUAUAAGUAAUUAUUUAAACAAUUAUUUUAGUUGUAAAACUUGUAAGAAAACAUUAUGUCGUUUAUGCUAUUAGGACUGUCACUCUUAACAUUUAACUAAAGAGUUAUAUAUUAACAAAUUUAUAUGCCAAUGUGAAUGUGAUAAACAUGUCUGA
This is a messenger RNA of Paramecium sonneborni, 2984 nucleotides long. The record is from the annotation of a GenBank genome assembly. NCBI's taxonomy places the organism in Eukaryota, Ciliophora, Oligohymenophorea, Peniculida, Parameciidae.